Molecule: messenger RNA, 399 nt
Organism: Paramuricea clavata
Lineage: Eukaryota; Metazoa; Cnidaria; Anthozoa; Malacalcyonacea; Plexauridae
Source: the annotation of a GenBank genome assembly
GUGGAAACGGGAAUAUCUUACAAACCUAAGAGAGUUUCACAAGGUUGGCGUGUCUGCGAAAGGAUCUGUGAUUGUGAAGCCUGGAGAUGUGGUCAUUGUGUUUGCGCAGGGAAAGAAAAGGGGGGAGUGGAAGACAGGUGUUGUGCAUGAGUUGAUUCAUGGCAAGGAUAAUGUUGUACGUGGUGCUAAGGUGUAUGUGAUGACAAAUGGUCGAAGGCAACUCUUAAGCAGGCCUUGUCAGCAUUUGUACCCUGUUGAGGUAAAGAAAGGGGAUGAAAUCAAGGAAGUUGGUGAGGUGAAUUUGGAUGUGGUUAAGAGAAAGGUCGACGGUACAGAGAGGCGACAAAAAAGGAGUGCUGCAAUAGACGCAAGGUGGAAAACAAAGGCGAUGCUUGACUC